AUUGCAUCAGCCUUGGAAUAUCUUGGUAGUAAAGAUCUUGUGCACUUGAGGUUAAACUCUGCCUCCAUAUUUGUGGUAGCACCUGGCAAGAUCAAAAUGGGAGGUCUGUGGGGAUGUUUCCGACGGGACCAGAUGGAUGAGUCUCAAUAUGGUAAAAAAUUUAAUGCUUUCACAAACAGCGACGUGGUUUCUUGGUUUGCGCAAACUGCUAAAGAAUUAUUUCGUCAUCUUGCAUUUAGUAAGGAUAACUUAUCCGCCUUGAAAAGAGAGGUAAUUUAUAACGACCUUUAUCCUGAUUUGCUGAAGAAUUUGUUUGAUCAGUGCUGUGUAAAAGUUGCAAAGAACAGACCAACACUGUCUCAUGUUGUAAAAACUCUGUCAACAUUUUCUCUUCCUAAACUUCGCGUCACUUCGGAUUUCGAAGGCCAGUAUCCACAUGAACUUAGCUGCAAAAAGAAUGAAGUUAUUUUGCUGAUUUCCAAGACAUUUUCUUUAGCCGACAAAAUAAAAAGUUCUUUGUCUGGUGAAGCUUGGCUGGGUGAAAAGAAGAAUGGCACUCUUGGAUUAUUUGAUCCUUCAAACACGCAGGAGCUUGUUGGUGCUGAAGAUGUUAAGUGGGAGGCACAGAGUGAAGAUGUGGAAGCCGAAGCAGCUUGUACUUUACCAGAGACAGAGGAUGAGGAAGAUUCUUCAGUUCCGCCCGAGAUCCAGGCGCGUGGAAUCGAGGCUGAGCGUGCAUUUCAACGCGCACUCAAAAAGGGCAAGGUCAGGGUGUAUCGCGGGCGCGUCAUGCUGAUCGGCCAGAACAGAGCCGGUAAAACAAGUUUAAAGAAGUCGCUUCUUGGAAUGACGUUCGAUCCUGGCGAACCUAGUACUGAGGGGAUAGAGGUGGAUCCGUCGAGAUUUGAGUUGGAUGUUGAUCGUGUGAUGAACUGGCAGCUUGUGAAGAACGAGAAGUUUACUUCUGAGUUCGCGGAUGAUAUCGCCAGACUUGUGGUGGGAGAGUUGCGCUCCGGUGACGAGGAACAGAAGCCAGAAACCAGCGUGGAAACCGAGACUGCGCAGAGUGACGUCACACAGGGUGCGUCAAGACCACAGGCUUGCCAGGUGAAACCUGCAGAUGUGUCAAUGGAGAACAUCUCCGACCCCUCUCCAGACCUCCCGCAGGCAGCCGAAGAAAUCGCUGAUUUGCCAAUAGAUCCAGAAUUCAUUCACAUCGAAAUGGACACUUCAGGAGCCGUGCCAGAAGACGUGAAAUCUCUCGUGGCUAAGUACUUACAGAGCCAAGCUGGUGAACAGCAGGUCAGCGACAGAGAGACUGUGGUCACCAUAUGGGACUUCGCGGGCCAACAUCUGUACUACGCAUCACACCCCGUGUUUUUGUCCCCUCGGGCAAUUUACGUGCUCGUUUACAACAUGAGCAAGGAGCUGAACGCUAAAAUGGAGCCUUGUGUUCGUCAAGGUGUGCACGACUUUAUCCCUCACUCCAGCGGAGACGAAACGAACUUGGACAGCAUCCUGUCAUGGCUCGUUUCUGUGCAUAACCUGAGUGCCGAGCUCAGAGCCAAAGAGAAGGGACAUGAAGAAGAGCAGCCGUAUUUAAGACCACCGGUAAUCAUAGUAGGUACCCAUGUGGACACCCCGUUUGAGGACCCUAAGCGAAUGGAGACCCAGAUCAAAAAGAGCCUCUCUGGGAGGACGUACGAGCAACACGUACGACGGCCUUUUUUCCGGGUAGAUAAUACCCGUGCUGGAGAGGAUGAGGGCGUUAAGAAAGUUCGGCAGGAAAUAAGAGAGGUAUUGCGUUUAGAGCCCUACAUGGGAGAGGAUGUCCCUGUCCGCUGGUUCAACUUUGAGAGGGUCGUCGAAGCCUUAGUUCAACAGAAGACGUUUUACCUGAAGGUUUCUCAGCUGUACAACGUUGUACGUAAGAUGUGCUUUAUCGAGGACGAGCUGGAAAUGGUGGCCAUGUUGGAUUUUUAUCACGACCUGGGAAUCAUCAUUUGGCAUGGUGACACGGUGGUGCUUCAAACACAGUGGCUGAUUCAUUUGUUUAGGAAGCUUAUCACUAUAAGACCUUUUGACGAGCAGAAUCCGCGUCAUGCCGCAGCCUGGAACGAGCUGGAGCAAACUGGCCUUCUGAGCAUGCGCUUGGUAGAUCACGUGUUUAAUGAGUUCUUGUGUGAUGGCCAAUCACAGAGCGACAUUCUCUCUAUGAUGGAAAUGUACGGUCUGAUCGCAAGAUUCACGCCAGAAAGCACCGACAAGGAUUCACCGGCUGUGAAGUAUUUUGUACCAGCUCAGCUGUGCUCAUGUCCAGAGAUUGAUCUAGACACGUCUUUCACCGGCAUUUGCUCGCUCUAUAUCUACUUUCCCGAUGGCUUUCUUCCACACGGGCUUUUUCCUCAGCUUGUGUCUCGCUUCAUCGCUGGGUGCACGGAGCUGGGAUGCAAGGACGAACCGAACUUGUUUCAAAACCUUGCUAGGUUUAUAUUGGGCCAGACUGACUUGUUUCUCAUUUGCAAGCAGUCGUUUGUCGAAGUCGUUCUCCAAACGAAAGAGUCUGACAAUGGAAAUGGUGUGGCCGCGCUGGUCCGCGAGCGCCUGGAAUCGAUCUUGAGUAGUUUAUCACGUGACUUUGCAUGCCUUCGUAACAUGUAUUACGAGUUGUGUGUGGCUUGUCCAUCGUGUUCAGCCAAAGCUGGCGCAAAGCACAAGACACAAUCCUGCGCACAAAGUGACUGCAUCCACUUCCUUCCGAUUUCAAACGACGGAAAAUUGAUUUGUACGAAGACAUUCGGCGCCCGCUCACGUCUGGAUGUUCCUGGUUUAGACGAGUGGCGCGGCUCGACAAGCAAGACUGACGAGUUGAGUGGUCUCCCAGAUGUACAGAAAACAAGUGAAGUAGACAACACUGAUAGCGCUGGCCCUUCAGUGCUUGACGUCCGCCCCGAAGUGUUUAUCUCGUAUCAAUGGGAUCUUCAGGACGCUGUCAAACUACUGAAGAACAAGCUUGAGGAGUCUGGGUUCCAGUGCUGGAUGGAUAUCGGUCAAAUGGGCGGAGGAGAUUCUUUGUUUGCGGAGAUCGACGCCGGGAUCAGAGCCUCAAAGGUGGUGAUAUGUUGUGUGACAAAGCGUUACUGCAAAUCCGAAAUGUGCCAUAGAGAAGUCACGCUAGCAGACGCGCUGAGAAAACCCAUUAUUCCCUUAUUGUUCGAGUUUCUUGACUGGCCACCCGCAGGACAACUGGCUUUGAUUUUUGCCAAGCUGCUUUAUAUAGACAUGUCGCAAGGUCCUACCAGUUAUUUUCCAGAAGACAAAUUAAAUGAGCUCUGUCUCAAAGUUAAGGGCCAUAUUGAGCGAUGAUUCUGAUGAAAGAGUUAAAGUCUUAGGGUGAAAACACAGAGGAAUUACGAGAAUGAUAAAGGAAUCCGAAGGCUUCCGAGAACUGGCCGAGGUUUGCCGAGGAGCUUUCGACCUCUACAGCACCAUCGCGCUGGAGAGAGACCCCUCGUGUAUACUUGUAGGAUAUUUUAUAAUUCUGAACUGGAUCGUAAGUUUAUGAAUUUGCAUAUAGAAAAUCCAGGGUUCUUAGCAUACAUUAGGUUGUAGAUAGACGCUUUGGCCCUGAAAAAAGUCUGUUCCAUUCUUCGGCAGCUUGGUUUAUUGUGGCUCAGCAUUUUAUUUUCUGGCACUAAACUCUGAAAAUAGUAUCGAGAUGGAAACUUAACAGGGAAUCUUGGCUGAGAAGCAGUUUAAGCUCAAAAGUAUACCUGAUGGUUCUGAUCCUGGGGUUGUAAGUUAAUGUUUCUGUAAGCAGUUCGAAUACGAAGUCUUUGGCCACCUGGGCCUCUCCAUGUUUAUUUUAUGGUAAUUUUGACGUCAUUGCCUGGUCAGAGAUCUCAAUAUGUAAUCUACAGAGGAAGAUUUCUUGUUGGACCUGUACAUGUUCAUCUCGAAUAUAAGUCAUAACAGAUUUGAAGCCUUUUUAACAUCUGUACAUUCGCGUAAUGUUGCAUUUUAAAAACGUCCUACCGCGGAAAGCCGUCACAGUUAUUUCCCAUCAAGCUUUGCAAAAAUUAAUAUAACACGGCGGCGCGCGGGAAAUCUAGAAUCCUAAAAUAGCAGAAGCGAAACGCCCAGCAUGAAAACAGGCAAAGAAAUAUCGAAUUCAAAUCACAGAAACAGUUAAACACAAACGAUUUGGAACAAAACUGUUUUUUAGCUAAGAUUCCCUUUAACAAGUCUUCAAAAAGAACGGCAGUUUGAGAGGCACUCCUCGCGCAUUUCACACAGACUACACCUCUACACCAAGCCAAAAGAAAGGAAAGGCUUUUUGACAUCAACCCAAAGCUUAGCUAUUUAUCAUCUUGAAGUCAGCUUUACAAACUCGCGAUAAAUUUACCUUGAGCUUAUUGUUUUACUUGCCCACUAACGCGUCCCAACAGUUUAGAAACUUAAAACUUUCCUCAUUUAUUAAAAGAUAUUUAGCUAGGUAUAGUUCGAUAUGUUUCGUCACAGAAUGUAUCAACUUAAAAGAAAUUUUUAUAAUUUAUAAAUAUAGUUUUUCUAAGUGGUUUUCAUAAUGUUUUUUUUUUAAAGUACUGUGAGUUGUAACAAAACUGCGAAUUAUCACUUUUAUUGAAGAACUUUUUGCACAUUUAUUAUGAGAAUUUUUUAAUUAAAAAGGAUAUUCUUUUGCGCCUCCCUUCAGGCGUGAAUAGUUGUCCCAUUCUCAUGACUUUA
This is a messenger RNA of Orbicella faveolata, 4746 nucleotides long. RefSeq lists its product as uncharacterized. NCBI's taxonomy places the organism in Eukaryota, Metazoa, Cnidaria, Anthozoa, Scleractinia, Merulinidae. The record is from RefSeq and is a predicted model, not a curated record. Gene Ontology annotation, molecular function: ATP binding; protein kinase activity; protein binding. Gene Ontology annotation, biological process: signal transduction; protein phosphorylation.